AUGUCUGUUGCAAAGGAAUUCGAAGCAGCUAAUGCCAAUUAUGUCGCAUCUUUCACCAAGGGUGACUUGCAGCUACCCCCACAGCGAAAGGUAGCCGUGGUGGCUUGCAUGGACGCACGCCUUGACCCUGCCCGCGCCCUUGGUCUUGAAGAAGGCGAUGCCCAUGUAAUCCGCAAUGCUGGUGGGAGAGUCUCAGACGCCCUGCGCAGCAUCAUCAUUUCGCAGCAGCUGCUCGGAACUCGUGAGAUCGUCAUCGUGCACCAUACAAAUUGUGGAAUGCUCACUUUCACCGACCAGGUAAUUAGAGACAAGAUCCGUGUGGAUCUACACCAGAAUGUCGACCACAUUGCGUUUCUACCAUUCGGGGAUCUCGAGCAGAGUGUUCGGGAUGAUAUUCGGCUAUUGAAGGAUAGUCCUCUUGUUUUGGAUGUCCCCAUUACAGGAUAUGUGUAUGAAGUUGAAACUGGGAAGAUUGUCCAGAUUGCGGAGAAUCAGUAA
Messenger RNA from Penicillium vulpinum, 498 nucleotides. RefSeq names its product beta-class carbonic anhydrase. Gene Ontology annotation, molecular function: carbonate dehydratase activity; zinc ion binding. The transcript has 4 exons. The coding region runs from base 1 to 498 and encodes 165 amino acids. The record is from RefSeq and is a predicted model, not a curated record. Lineage: Eukaryota; Fungi; Ascomycota; Eurotiomycetes; Eurotiales; Aspergillaceae.